Molecule: messenger RNA, 2813 nt
Organism: Chanos chanos (milkfish)
Lineage: Eukaryota; Metazoa; Chordata; Actinopteri; Gonorynchiformes; Chanidae
Gene: epb41a
Product: erythrocyte membrane protein band 4.1a
Exons: 19
Coding region: 1-2808 (935 amino acids)
Biological process (GO): actomyosin structure organization; cortical actin cytoskeleton organization
Cellular component (GO): plasma membrane; cytoskeleton
Molecular function (GO): actin binding; structural molecule activity
Source: RefSeq, a predicted model, not a curated record
AUGACGACAGACGAGGCGGAGAGUCAGCAGAAGAAGCCGUGCGAGCAGGAGGAGUUGACUCAGGACCCCGGGCCCUCUGAACCCCAGGACGGCCCCGCCGCCUCCUCCCCACCUCCCGAAGAGGAACAGCAGCUGAAACCCCGCACCCGCACCUCCGCCGGCCGCGGCCUCUCCCGCCUCUUCUCCUCCUUCCUGAAGCGCCGCUCUCAGUGUUCGGAGGGAGAGGGAGCAGACGGCGAAAAGGCCCAGGAGAAGGAGGGCCAGGACGAGCCCAAGGCCCCCAUCGCCGACCCCGAACCCGAGCUUCGGAUCGAGGGCGACGUGGCCCUGGAUCAGCACUCCGUCAGCAGCACGGAGGCCCAGCAAGUUCCAGUGGAUCAAAAGGAGGACUCAGAGGAGGAGGGAGGAGGAGGGAAGGGGGAGAAGAAGGAGAAGGCCAAACGGACGAGUAAAGUGAAGGAGAAAGAUAAGGAAAAAUCAAAGGAGAAAGUGAAAGAAAAAGACAAGGAGAAACAUAAAGAAAAACACAAGGAGAAACAGAAGGAAAAACACAAGGAGAAAGAAAAGGAGAAAGAGAAAGAAAAAGAGAAAGAGAAGGAAAAGGAGAAAGAUAAGGAGAAGGAAAAAGAGAAAGAGAAAGAGAAAGAGGGAGAAGAGCCGAAGCCAGAGGGAGAAGGAGCAGCUGAAGGAGGAGAAGAAAAGGGAGAAGGGGAGAAAGAGAAAGAGGAGCAGACAGCAGAAGAGGAGGCCAAACCGGCAAAAGCUCCCCGUCGACCAAGAAUCAUGCACUGCAAAGUCACCCUGUUGGACGACACUCUGUUCGAGUGUGAGCUGGAUAAACACGCCAAAGGUCAGGAACUGUUCGCCAAGGUCUGCGAUCACCUCAAUCUGUUGGAGAAAGACUACUACGGCCUGGCCAUCUGGGAGACGCCCACCCUCAAGACGUGGCUAGACUUUACCAAGGAGAUUCGGAGGCAAGUGCAAGGCACCACCUAUGAUUUCACCUUCAACGUGAAGUUCUACCCGCCUGAUCCAGCUCAACUCUCUGAGGACAUUACAAGGUAUUACCUUUGUCUGCAGCUGCGUAAAGACAUCCUGAGUGGUCGUCUGCCCUGCUCGUUCGUCACCCUGGCCCUGCUGGGCUCUUACACCCUGCAGUCUGAACUGGGAGAGUACGACCCCGAGGUUCACGGCACAGACUACGUCAAGGACGUGAAACUGGCCCCUGGCCAAACCAAGGAGCUGGAGGACAAAGUCAUGGAGCUUCAUCGCACUUACAGGUCCAUGAGUCCAGCCCAGGCCGAUAUGAUGUUUCUGGAGAAUGCUAAGAAAUUAGCCAUGUAUGGGGUGGACCUACAUCAGGCUAAGGACUUGGACGGAGUGGACAUAAUGCUUGGGGUAUGCUCCAGUGGGCUGAUGGUGUAUAAAGACAAACUGAGAAUCAAUCGCUUUCCUUGGCCCAAAGUGCUGAAAGUCUCCUACAAACGCAGCAGCUUCUUCAUCAAGAUUCGACCCUCUGAGCUGGAACAGUAUGAAAGCGCGAUCGGAUUCAAGCUGCCCAACUACAAAGCCGCCAAGAAGCUUUGGAAAGUCUGUGUGGAGCAUCAUACUUUCUUCAGGCUAACCUCCACUGAAGCCGCCACCACUCCCAGGAAGUUCUUGGCUCUGGGGUCGAAGUUCCGCUACAGCGGGCGCACUCAGGCCCAGACCCGCCAGGCCAGCUCCAUGAUCGACCGACCCGCGCCUCACUUCCAGCGGUCGGCCAGCAAGAGGGCGUCGCGCAGCUUGGACGGAGCGAUGGUGUCCACCCCAGACAAGGCGGCCCGUCCUGUCAGCGCGCCUAUCAUGUCCCCUGUCUCCCCGGGCGACGCUGCCCCCUCCCCCUCUACCGCCGUGGUGGCCCGUAGCGAGCGCAAAGAGGCGUCCACCCCGACCGGCCGCCCGUCUCGCUCCGCCGAGAGGAAGGCGGAGGUAAAGGUGGAGAGUCGCGUGGCCGAGGCCUCCAAAACACCCAGCGCCAAAACAGAGGCUACACUCGAAAUCAAGAAGGUUGCCCGGCGAGAACGGAGGCAUCACGCCCCGGAGGUGACGGCAACCAACGGAGAGAGAAAGAGCCAGUCGCCACGGGCCGACACGGAGAUGGUGCGAAUGAGGAAGAAAAGAGCUAAGAAAAUUGAGGGUGAAACUAUAUAUAUCAGGCAUAGCAAUUUAAUGUUGGAGGAUGUGGAUAAGACUCAGACGGAGAUUAUGCGUCAUCACACCAGCAUCAGUGAGCUGAAGCGGAGCUUUAUGGAGUCUGUCCCAGAGCCCCGGCCCAGCGAGUGGGACAAACGCCUGUCGACCCACUCCCCCUUCCGCACGGCCAGCAUUAACGGACAGCUGCAGCCCAGCUCAGAGGGGUCUCCUGUGGUGAAAACGAAGACAAUUACCAUCUCUGAUGUCACAAACUCUCUGCGUGGGGAGGUUGCCACCAAGGAAGUCCCCAUUGUGCAUACUGAGACCAAGACCAUUACCUAUGAGUCUGCACAGUCUGAUAACCUGGCAGAGAAAGAUUCCGGAAUGCUCCUGACUGCCCAGACCAUCACCUCGGAAACCAUCAGCACCACCACCACCACUCAGAUCACCAAGACGGUAAAAGGAGGGAUCUCGGAGACUCGUAUCGAGAAAAGGAUUGUCAUCACCGGAGACACAGAGAUCGACCACGAUAAGGCUCUCGCCCAAGCCAUAAAGGAAGCGAAGGAGCAGCACCCAGACAUGUCUGUCACUAAAGUGGUGGUGCACCAGGAAACGGAGAUCACCCCAGAGUAAGGGCC